Molecule: messenger RNA, 1134 nt
Organism: Merops nubicus (carmine bee-eater)
Lineage: Eukaryota; Metazoa; Chordata; Aves; Coraciiformes; Meropidae
Product: neuropeptide Y receptor type 4-like
Exons: 1
Coding region: 1-1134 (377 amino acids)
Biological process (GO): G protein-coupled receptor signaling pathway
Cellular component (GO): plasma membrane; neuron projection
Molecular function (GO): pancreatic polypeptide receptor activity; neuropeptide binding
Source: RefSeq, a predicted model, not a curated record
AUGAAUAAGACAAGGGCUGUUAAUGAUGGUCUUCCUUUCCUGAACAGUAAGAACUGGAGCUCAAAUCGAAGCUUCCCCAUUCACAUUUCUAAUCAGUGUAGGAACAUUACUGACCUUACUGUCUUUCUAGCCACCUCUUACAGCUUGGAGACUGUCCUAGGCAUUGUGGGAAACAUCUGUCUGAUUGCUGUCAUUGCCAGGCAAAAGGAAAAGGCCAAUGUCACCAACAUUCUAAUUUCCAACUUAAUACUUUCAGACUUGUUUAUGUGUCUUGUCUGUCUGCCUUUCACUGUUGUUUACACCAUGAUGGACUACUGGAUGUUUGGGGAAGUCAUGUGCAAAAUGACCUCUUUCACUCAGUGCGCAUCUGUGACAGUGUCAAUUCUUUCUCUUGUCCUUAUUGCUCUGGAAAGACACCAGCUCAUCAUAAACCCAACUGGCUGGAGGCCAAGUAUCUCCCAAGCCUAUCUAGGAAUUGGAGUAAUUUGGGUUUUAGCAUGUCUCAUGUCCCUGCCCUUUUUGACCACAUCCAUCUUGUCUAAUGAUUUGUAUAAGCAGCUCUCACACAUCAUGAAUUUUUCCACUGACAAGGCUAUAUGCAUCGACUCGUGGCCUUCUGAGCAACACAGACUUAUCUACACUACCACUUUACUGCUCUUGCAAUAUUGCAUCCCGCUGUUCUUCAUUAUACUUUGCUACUUGCGUAUCUACUUACGUCUGCAGAAGAGAAAGGACAUGUUUGAGAAGAGUGAAUACAGCAACCGAGCAGUCCAGCUGAGAAGGAUAAAUAUUUUGUUAGCAUCCAUGGUUGCUGCUUUUGCUGUUUGCUGGCUACCGCUGCAUGUGUUCAACACUAUUGUAGACUGGAAUUACAAGAUUAUUUCACCUUGCCACCACAAUCUGAUCUUCUCGUUGUGCCACCUGGUAGCUAUGGCUUCUACCUGUGUGAAUCCUGUUAUCUAUGGUUUCCUAAAUAGCAACUUCAAAAAAGAAGUGAAGUCACUGAUUCUGAGCUGCCAGCAUAAUUCAGUCACUGCAUCAAUGGAAGAAUAUGAUCAUUUGCCAUUAUCCACCAUGCAGACUGAAAUUUCCAAGGGCUCGCUGGUGUUGAACUGCCGACAUAAUUCUAUCUAG